Molecule: messenger RNA, 783 nt
Organism: Sporothrix brasiliensis 5110
Lineage: Eukaryota; Fungi; Ascomycota; Sordariomycetes; Ophiostomatales; Ophiostomataceae
Exons: 2
Coding region: 1-783 (260 amino acids)
Source: RefSeq, a predicted model, not a curated record
AUGGCUUCUAAACCGAUUCUCGUCUUCGUGCCUGGCGCCUUCCAUCGGCCCUCGUCGUGGAACGCCGUCACCGAGCCGCUCCGCAAAGAGGGCUAUACCGUCCUGACGCCGGCUCUCACGGUCUGCCGAGACCUGCAUUCCGCGACGGCCGAGUCUGCCGAAUGGAAGGACCUGGCGGCUAAAGGCGUCCCCGAGGAUGUCCAAGCCAUUCGCGACGUGUUGCUGCCCGAGCUAGACAAGGGCAACACGGCCAUCCUUGUGGCCCACAGCUAUGGCAGCAUCCCCGCCAGCCUUGUCGUCGAGGGCCAGACGGUUGCCGAGCGUGCGGCGCGGGGCUUGCCGGGAGGGAUCGUUUCCUUUGUCGCCGUCGCCGGCGUUGCCUAUCCCGUUCGGGGCAAGGGCAUUAUGGGAGACGACAGCGAGCCGCCCGUUAUGCCGUACCAUAUCUUGGAUAACGGCAUCCUCCACCUCCAAAAAGACUGCGUUCCUCUUUGGUACAGCGACCUCACACCGGAAGCACAAGAGGCUGCGUGGGCAGAUCUCAUUAAAACGCAAUCGCGGCAAAGUUUCCUGUUGUUCCCGGACUUUGUCACGUCAGAUAUCAAGAUCCCCAAGACGUGGGUCUUGACGGAGGAGGACCAAGCUGUGGUUCCGCAGUAUCAGACGGCAUUUAUCCAAGCCGGGCAGUUUGAAAAUGUGAUCAAGAUCAAGUCAGGCCAUGCUCCGAUGCUCAACAUGCCGGAGAAGAUUGUUGACAUCAUCCGUCAAGUCGCGAGCUCAUAA